This is a messenger RNA of Oncorhynchus masou masou (cherry salmon), 837 nucleotides long. Its product is annotated as protocadherin-16-like. Gene Ontology annotation, molecular function: calcium ion binding. The transcript has 6 exons. The record is from RefSeq and is a predicted model, not a curated record. Lineage: Eukaryota; Metazoa; Chordata; Actinopteri; Salmoniformes; Salmonidae. Gene Ontology annotation, biological process: homophilic cell-cell adhesion. Gene Ontology annotation, cellular component: plasma membrane. The coding region runs from base 1 to 837 and encodes 278 amino acids.
AUGUCAGGUCCCAGAGCAGAGCGUUUCUCUCUGAACCCGACGACAGGUGAACUGCGUUCCUCCUCUCCUCUGAGUCACUCUGACAGAGCUGAGUACAGCUUCACUGUGACCGCCACUGACCGAGGCCAGCCAUCUCACAGCGCUACCUGUACACUACACAUACAGCCCAUAACUCAGGUCCUGAGUGCGAGCAGAGCUCCUUCCAAAGCCAACUCCCUCUCCAUAUACUUAAACUCCGUCGAGGAGGCCAAACCGGGCUCUGUGAUUGGCUCUGUGAAGUCACAUGAUAGCUUAGAACUCCUUGAGGCUAGUCAGGUGACCUAUACGGUGGUGGGCGGGUCAGACCGAGACGGAACGUUCAUGGUGGACCGUCAGACAGGUGACGUGUACCUGGCAAGGGAGCUGGACUACGAGCGAUCUGCCCGCUACACACUACAGAUAGAGGUGGACGACUUCUCCAUGACAUUACCCAGCAGCCACCUGGUGCAGCUGGACAUCGAGGUGAAGGACAGCAACGACCACGCACCCUACUUCCCGGAGGACCCCGUUACCAUGGUGAUACCUGAGAACAUGGAGCCUGGGGCAUCCAUCUACACCUUCCAGGCCUCGGACCAGGAUGGAUCAGGACCCAACAGCCUGCUGACCUACUCCAUCCUGCACCAGUACCCUGACCUCCCUGACAUCCUCACCCUUCACCCUUCCACUGGCGUCCUGACCCUGACGCAGGAACUGGACCAUGAAGUUACUUCCUCCCUCAUCCUGGUCGUACAGGCGACAGACUCCGCCCUGAACGGCAGCCAGCGGCGCUGGGGCUCCGUGACAGCGAGGGUUGUUUAG